Messenger RNA from Microplitis demolitor, 2123 nucleotides. RefSeq names its product vesicle-associated membrane protein-associated protein B (gene Vap33). Lineage: Eukaryota; Metazoa; Arthropoda; Insecta; Hymenoptera; Braconidae. The transcript is spliced from 7 exons. Gene Ontology annotation, biological process: endoplasmic reticulum membrane organization. The coding region runs from base 379 to 1155 and encodes 258 amino acids. Gene Ontology annotation, cellular component: plasma membrane; endoplasmic reticulum membrane. The record is from RefSeq and is a predicted model, not a curated record. Gene Ontology annotation, molecular function: FFAT motif binding.
AUUUCCGUAAUGACGCAUGCGUAUUUUGUAUUACAUACAUUUUCGUGUGUGAAGGCUGAAACUGAACGAAAGCAGAGAAUUAGUUUUAACGGAAUCGUUGGGCAAAAUAAUUAAGUGCGAGUGAUUUAUUUAUAACAAAUACUUAUUAAUAUAUAUAUUAUUUAUGACAUUAAUUCCACAGUAAUAAUAAUAUAAUAAUAAUUAAAAGGUAUAAUAUCACCAUAGAUAUAUAUAACAUUAAUUUGUAUGUAAUAUUAACAAAAGUAAUUUGUAAGUGUCAAUAAAACCAGCAGACACCAGAACAGGAAAAAAAUAAAUCCACAAAAUAUUCACACGCGGUAUAUCUAUAUAUUUAUAUUCACAUAGACUUACAAGAAAAUGACCAAGCCGGAGCAAGUUUUGACUAUCGAACCCCAGGGUGAACUACGAUUCCGUGGCCCAUUUACAGGUUCACCAGUCACUUCAUACAUUAAAUUAAUAAAUCCAACAAAUCAAAAAGUAUAUUUUAAAAUAAAAACUACGGCUCCAAAGAGAUACUGCGUAAGACCUAACAGUGGUAUACUUAAAGCUAAAGAAGUUACUGAAAUAGCAGUUUGUUUACAACCGUACGAAUUUGAUCCAACUGAAAAAAAUAAACACAAGUUUAUGGUACAAACAGUUAUAGCACAAGAGGGUGAUAAUGACGACUGUGCCCACGAUGUGUGGAAAGACAUCAAUGAGGAUUUGGUAAUGGAGUAUAAAUUAAAGUGCGUAUUUGAGAACCCAGUUAGCAGCAACACAUCAGGAAAAGUGUCCGCAGUUCCAGCUCAGUCGAAAACUGAGCCCAGUACAGUUAAUGGAAAAAAUAAAGCUACUGGUGACGGAGCUAAACUGACUGAUAAACAACUGAUUGAGUAUGAAGAAAAAUUAAUGAAAGCUGCUGCAGAAGUUAAUCAUUUGAGGGUAGAAGAAAGUAAUUUGAGGCAGGAAUGUCUUCAGCUUAAGGAAGAACUAUUGAGAUACCGAAAUAUGGAAAAAGGUGGAAAUAUAACGUCAGGACGAAUGACAUCUGGUUCACUAGAACGUAGCAAUCCACAAUUGAAUAUGACACCUACCCUUGCUAUUGCAGCGGUUGUUAUAAUGAUAGUCGGUUAUUUUCUUGGGAAAUUAAUCUGAGCAGUUGUCUUGCCCAACGUGUAUACAUCAGCGCACCUCUUAUCCCAAAUACAUUUUACUGAGCCUUCUCUCCUUUCUUUGUCUUAACUGUCACUCAAUGCCAUUAUCAAUCGCAAUAAUUAUUUUUAGUUAAUUCUUAAAAAAAAAAAAAAAAACAUAUUAUUUUUAUUAUUACUUAUACAAUCCAGAGCAACAAAAAUUAUAAAUGUUUACAUGAGUAAUUUUUAGUUGUUUCUAUUCGAGUUUAAAUUAAAAUUUAUUUUUAAUACCAGACUAUUUUUUUUCUUUUUUUUUUUUUUCAAUUCAUUUAAUUAUUUAUUUUUAUUUUCAUUAACAAACGGUAGAAAGAGAAGGAAAGGAAUCUUAUCGGAGUUUGAUUUUUUUUUGUAUUCACUGUAGAAAUAAAAAAAAAAAAAAGAAAACGUCGCUUAGGAUCAAAGUUUUAAAAUAUAAAAAUAAAAAUAUAUUUAAAGUGAGAGGAAAUAAAAAAAAAUAAAAUUGAUAAUUUGCGCUUCUCAGAAUAAAUUUAAAAAUUAUUAUUAAAAUAUAUAAUAAAGUGAAAAAAAAAUAAUAAUAAUAAAAGUACAUGUCGCCAAUUUGAUAAUUUAAAUAUGUUGAUUAUUGUUGAUAUUUCGACUUUAUCUAUACUAUUAUUAUUAAUUAGUUAAUUAAUAUUCGUGUCCGAAAGAUGAACGCAUGUUUAUAAUACGUGUUGAUAUUAAAAGGCUCUGAUAACUGAGACCCAACUUAAUAAUUAUUAUUAUUUUUUUUUUUAUUAAUUAAACAGUGUAUAUAAAAUAAUUAUGUUUGAUCAGCUGAACAACAGAAGACAGUUAAUUUAAAUAAUAAUAAUAAUGAUAAUAAUUUUUUGACAGAGCUAAAGGUGGAAAUUGUCAGUAUAAUUAAUAAAAAAUAGCUUUGGUUAAUUUAGUAAUAAAAUAAAUAAAUAUUAAAAUUAAAAUUCGAUA